AUGGCUCUGACCACUUUUAAACGCCUUCAUUACUCGCAUUACGGAGCAGUGAUAAGAGAUUCAACCCACAAUGUGCUCCUUGAUGGUAUUAUGCCAGCUCGAUGUGUUGAAAGUUCUACAGUGAUGCACUUAGUCGAUCCUCAGACAAGCGAAGAAUUAUUACUCAUCGGCACCUGCAAUAUGUCAACCAAGCUCGCCCACAGAACCAAAGCCCUUGCUGAAAAAUUCAAGCCCAACGCGGUCUUUGUCCAGGCUGCUCCUUACUUUGCGGAAUAUACUAAAAUCGAUACCAAGUGUGCCCAAACUUUCCAUGAGGAGCUUAUCCGCAAUGGAUAUGUGGAGUAUCAGGAAUAUGUAACCAAGAAACCUUUUACUCUUAGAGAAAUUAUCUUCCAGUAUAGAAAAAACAUAGCCAAGCUUUGGCUUCAUCAUACCUUAAGAGUCCCUGAAAACUGGUAUCGCAUUUUCUUGCCUGGACUAGAGAUGAAGUUCGCUGCAGAAUUGGCACAAAAGCAGGGGACACCAAUUUUAUAUGCUGGCGACGCAUUUGGAGUUCAAGGGAUGGAGAUGUUGAGACUUGAAAAAGAUUUUGACGUCUUUAAGCCUUUGUGGAGAUAUUGGUGCGGAAUGGCAACAUCCUGGGUUUCAGAAGUAAAAGAUGUGAGAAAGAUAUUUACUGGCCAUGGAUUGAAGGACUUAACUGAGACUUUCUUUAAUAAGGAUCAAAUGGCUUGGUUCGUGAGAUUUGCCCACAAGAUAUUCCCGGCCCAAACUGGUUGGCAAUAAUUUUUAUGAAAAUAUUUAUAAAAUAAUAAUUUUUGUUUUGCAAUAUUUUUAUUAAAAAAUUAUAAUAGAGACCAAACUGAUGCUUGCAUCCAUAAGAGAAGUGAAGAUCUUUUUAUUAGACUUGAAAGUCAGCUAGAAGGAAAGAAGAAAUUGGCAGUUGUUAAUCAGUGGCAUAUGGAAGACAUCGAGAAGCUUUGGAGAAAGAAGCACGGAAUCGAAAUCAUAAGACCACCUACAAGCGGAACUGAAGAUUUGCCAUUAGCAGAAAUCGUCGCUUACAUGAAAGGAACAGAUCAUGAUAGACAUGCAGCCGAGAAACUCACUGGAACUACAAUGGCUACAGAGUCGAGACAGAACGUUCCUUAUUUCGAUGAGAAUCGUAGUCAUUAUGGCUAA
This is a messenger RNA of Blepharisma stoltei, 1182 nucleotides long. Lineage: Eukaryota; Ciliophora; Heterotrichea; Heterotrichida; Blepharismidae. The record is from the annotation of a GenBank genome assembly.